Molecule: messenger RNA, 1365 nt
Organism: Fusarium redolens
Lineage: Eukaryota; Fungi; Ascomycota; Sordariomycetes; Hypocreales; Nectriaceae
Product: glycoside hydrolase superfamily
Exons: 3
Coding region: 1-1365 (454 amino acids)
Biological process (GO): carbohydrate metabolic process
Cellular component (GO): extracellular region
Molecular function (GO): cellulose binding; hydrolase activity, hydrolyzing O-glycosyl compounds
Source: RefSeq, a predicted model, not a curated record
AUGAAGUUUGCUUCAAUUGUCGCGGCUGCUUUUGCUGGCGCUCCAGUGCUGGCUGUACCAGCUGGCUUUGUUACUACCGACGGAACAAAGUUCCAACUUGAUGGAAAGGACUUUUUCUUUGCUGGUAGCAAUGCCUACUACCUCCCCUUCAACGUUUGGGGAACGGAUCACUACGCGGAUGUCAAGCUUGGUCUACAACUUGCAAAGGAUGCUGGUCUCAAAGUCAUGCGCACAUGGGCUUUCCACGACAACAACAGAACUUAUGUAUCCGGCGGUUUGCCCCAGUAUGGCACUGGUGCUGAGAAUACCGUCAUGCAGUUCUUUGAGAAGGAUGGAACAGUCAAGAUUGAUCUGACCAAGCUUGAUGUUGUUAUUAAAGCUGCUGAAGCUACUAACAUGAAGCUCAUUCUGGCUUUGACGAACAAUUGGGCUGAUUAUGGUGGUAUGGAUGUUUAUACUGUUAAUCUCGGUGGUCGCUACCAUGAUGAUUUCUAUCGCCUACCUGCUAUCAAGAAGGCAUUCAAGAACUACAUCUCAGCCGUUGUGAACAGAUACAAGGACUCACCUGCCGUGUUCGCUUGGGAGAUCGCCAACGAACCCCGCUGCGGCGCCGAUGGAACUCGAAACCUUCCCCGUGGACCUGACUGUACCCCUGCCACCAUCACUUCUUGGGUCAGCGAAAUGAGCACAUACAUCAAAUCCCUCGACCCAGACCAUCUCGUCACCACUGGAAGUGAAGGCGGCUUCAACCGACAGUCAGACGACUGGACGUACAACGGCGCUGACGGAACUGACUUCGACGCUGAACUCAAACUUCCCAACAUUGACUUCAACACAUUCCACUCUUACCCUCAGUACUGGAGCAAGACAACUGACUGGGUCGUUCAAUGGAUCAAGGACCACGCCGCCGCCGGUGCCACCGCCAAGAAGCCAGUUCUUCACGAAGAAUACGGCUGGACCGACAAGUCCACUCGCAUCGCUACCCUGAGCAAAUGGCAAAAGGCCUCUCUCGAUCUCCAAGUCAGCGACAUGUACUGGCAAUUCGGCACCAGCAAAUUCUCAUACGGAAAGAAUCACGAUGAUGGAAACACUAUCUAUCUUGAGGAUGAUGAGGCUCAGCCGUUGGUUUAUGAGCAUGCUGCUGCUGUUAACGGAGGAACUGUGCCGACGAAGCCAAGUACAACUACUACAGCUUCUUCUAAGCCGUCUACUACUCUUACGACUACCUCUAAGCCGACUGUUACUGGUGGACCUAGUGUGCCUAGAUAUGGACAGUGUGGUGGCGCUUCGUGGACUGGACCGACAGUGUGUGUUUCGCCGUAUACUUGCAAGGAGCAGAAUCAGUGGUACUCUCAGUGUCUGUAG